Penicillium taxi is the source of this 381-nucleotide messenger RNA. Its product is annotated as ubiquinol-cytochrome c reductase complex assembly factor 2. Gene Ontology annotation, molecular function: ribosome binding. NCBI's taxonomy places the organism in Eukaryota, Fungi, Ascomycota, Eurotiomycetes, Eurotiales, Aspergillaceae. The transcript is spliced from 2 exons. Bases 1 to 381 code for a protein of 126 amino acids. Gene Ontology annotation, biological process: mitochondrial respiratory chain complex III assembly. Gene Ontology annotation, cellular component: Cbp3p-Cbp6 complex; mitochondrion. The record is from RefSeq and is a predicted model, not a curated record.
AUGGCCAAACCACCGCGUACCCUUCAAACUCGUCUCACAUACCUACUCAAACACUGGCCCGCUGAUGCUGUCCGGCCACCCUCCGUCUCAGUGCAAUCCUACCUACAAGCAGCCCUAGGCCAGAAACCCGAGACUGAUCCCAAGAAGAAGUCCGAAACACCGACACACACACCGCGAAUCUCCGAGUCUUCGGCAAAUUCGCUGCAAUAUCUACUAGAAGACCGCUUUGCGCGUCGCUAUCCAUUGACCUCGAAGAUCCGUCAUCCGGCCAGUGAUCCAGAUCACUAUGAUAACGUGGUGCGAGAAUUUGCAGAGGCGCCCAACCGUGACUGGAUGGGCCGCAUAUGGAAGCGAAUAGGUGGAAUCCUGCGCUUGCAGUGA